Molecule: messenger RNA, 608 nt
Organism: Diabrotica balteata
Lineage: Eukaryota; Metazoa; Arthropoda; Insecta; Coleoptera; Chrysomelidae
Source: the annotation of a GenBank genome assembly
UGUGAAACUACAGUUAUUUUAGUAAUUUAUAUAUAAAUUUCAUUUAUUUGUUGUUAUAUAGUUAGUCUUAUAAGUUUAUUUCGUAUUUAAUACAUAUUGCUGUGAUAUUUCUCCAGUUUUCUAAGUGGUUUUAUUAUUUUAAACAGCGGAUUAUGAUGAAUUCAUCCAAAUCAAGAGUUUAUUCUUGCUGUGUGUGUAGAAAAAAUUCCAGAGACCAUAACAACUUGAACUUGAGUUUCUUCAGGUUUCCCAAGGAUGAAAAUCAGUUUGCAGAAUGGAAGAAAAUGGUUCAAUGUGAAAAACUUGCCAUGUACAGUGCUCAAUACUGUUAUGAUCACUUCAGAUUAUGUAGUUUACAUUUUGAGGAACCGGUCUUUGCAGGUAUGCUAAAAAGCAGGUUAAAAAAAAACGCAAAAACAUGUAUUCAUCUUGUGAGAUUAAACAUUCCAGUUCAAGGCACACUUGUGGAGAAGUUACAAACAUUUGCGAGUAUUCCGGAAUCAUUGACAUAUAGAAUUGAAGGUAUGCAUAUAUUUUUAAAACUAAUUAAUGGAUAGUUGUGGGAAAUCUACAUAACUUUCUUGAACCUUUUAAACAAAAUAAUAAAU